AUGGCUGGGCUCGUGCUUUACCCAGCUGUAUCUCUCCGCCUUUUCCUCUGGGGAAGCAAGGAACACCGCGACACUGCCGGGUUGCGGAACAUCGAGGGUUGGGCGGAAGAAUAUUAUCCAAACACUUCACAAGCUCCAGGAGCUAGUGUGAAGUCUUGCCCUCCGCCCGCAAACUGCUUUCGCAGUCCAGCACAGCCCCUUCCUCCAAUCAUACACUUCGUACAAGUUGGAAGCAGUCAGUUAAACGAGUCACUGUUCGCCGAACAAACGUGCCCACUACCAGCACCACUCACAGGCACUCGCCCUAUUUUUUUUACACACCCUGGCCGCGAGCGUGCCCCUAAAAGAGUCCCACCGACCCCCACUAGAGGCAAUGUGAAUUCUUGUAGGGGGCGUUUAACCAACGCGAGCGCGUAUUCUUUGAACCCGCGGAAGCAACAUACCCCUCUAUAUAAGGCGCGCAAGCUCCAGCCUCGGCGCCAGAAGAGGUCCCGGCGCCAGAAGAGCAACCCACGAGGUAGUUGCCACUGCCCCAGCGUGGAGUCUGCUGAAGCGCAAGCCUUCAUCGACAGCAAUCAAGGCAUGGCGUGCAGCCACCGUGACACCGGCUACCGCAGCCUGGGGGUCGACGAGGACGAGGAAGAACAGCAUAAUGCGGAGCCUACCUUGACCUCGGAGACUGUAACCGGAGGAGAGAAGGAGGUUACGCUGUCCGAACCUGAGCCCGGAGAAGCAGCAGCAGCAGGCUACGUUGAUGUGGUCGGUCCCAACUUCUUGGACGAAAACCGUGAGGGCGGCGGCGGCGGUCUUGAGCCCCCGCAGCAGCAGGAGGAGCUGGCCCCCCCGGCCGCUGAGGGGCCACAGAUCGUACCGAGAAAUCUGCGCCGCAGCCGUACGGCAUUCACCAUCUUGCAGCGGCGGGAGCUGGAGAGAGCUUUCCAGCGCACUCGUUACCCCGACGUGUUCGAGCGAGAGGUGAUUGCAAGACGCUUGAAUUUGCCUGAAGCCAUAGUGCAGGUUUGGUUUCAGAACAGAAGGGCCAAGUGGAGAAGACAACAGAGGGCACUGAUGUUCAGAAAUCUGAUCCCCAUUGCCUUGCACCCCCAUAUGGGGAUAACCUUUAAUGGGCCCUAUCAGGCAGUCCCUGUUAUAAGGCCUGCAUGGAGAUGUGUUCCUGCAGUGCCACUUGCACCACCUGUGCUACCCGGGCCACCACUUCUGCCACCCAGGCCACCACCUCUGCCACCCGAGCCACCACCUCUGCCACCCGGGCCACCACCUCUGCCACCCGGGCCACCACCUCUGCCACCCGGGCCACCACCUCUGCCACCCGGGCCACCACCUCUGCCACCCGGGCCACCACCUCUGCCACCCGGGCCACCACCUCUGCCACCCGGGCCACCACCUCUGCCACCCGGGCCACCACCUCUGCCACCCGGGCCACCCGGGAUGCCUUUGCCACCCCUACCACCUGUGCCUCCCUUUGCUGUGGCCCCUGUAGGUAUUGCAUGGGGCCCUGUCAUCAACGGUCAUUUCACAGGUCCCAUUUUCUGA
Messenger RNA from Lipotes vexillifer (Yangtze River dolphin), 1554 nucleotides. The record is from RefSeq and is a predicted model, not a curated record. Lineage: Eukaryota; Metazoa; Chordata; Mammalia; Artiodactyla; Lipotidae.